UGUGGCCACAUGAAGUUGGAUGAGUAUGAGCAGCUCUCUUCUGCAGCCCUGGAGGCUGCCCAUAUUUGUGCCAACAAAUACUUGGUAAAAAGCUGUGGCAAAGAUGGCUUUCAUAUCCGAGUGCGGCUCCACCCCUUCCAUGUCAUCCGAAUCAACAAGAUGUUGUCCUGUGCUGGUGCUGACAGGCUGCAGACAGGUAUGCGGGGUGCUUUUGGAAAGCCCCAUGGCACAGUAGCCAGAGUUCACAUUGGCCAAGUCAUCAUGUCCAUCCACACCAAGCUGCAGAACAAGGAACAUGUGGUUGAGGCCCUACGCAGAGCCAAGUUCAAGUUCCCUGGCCGCCAGAAGAUCCACAUCUCAAAGAAGUGGGGCUUUACCAAGUUUAACACGGAUGAAUUUGAAGACAUGGUGGCAGAGAAGCGGCUCAUCCUGGAUGGCUAUGGGGUCAAGUACAUCCCCAGUCAUGGUCCGUUGGACAAGUGGCGGGCCCUCCACUCAUGAGAGCUUCACUCUCCU
Molecule: messenger RNA, 516 nt
Organism: Lepus europaeus (European hare)
Lineage: Eukaryota; Metazoa; Chordata; Mammalia; Lagomorpha; Leporidae
Product: large ribosomal subunit protein uL16-like
Exons: 1
Biological process (GO): ribosomal large subunit assembly; translation
Cellular component (GO): ribosome; cytosolic large ribosomal subunit
Molecular function (GO): structural constituent of ribosome
Source: RefSeq, a predicted model, not a curated record